AUGGCAAAAGUUCAGUCGAAUCCCUCACACGGCUCAGGCCAGACAUGUCUUGCACUAUCACCAGACGGGAGGCGCGCCUUCACAGGAGGGCAGGAUUGCAUCGUACGAAUCUGGGAUUUGGAUGCCGGAACAGAUCAUGAGCCAGAGGUAGCACCUGAUGCGGAUGGAGGGGUGAACACCGUCGCCGUAGCUCACGACUACUGGAUCUCCGGAAGUGAAGAUGCUGAGGUCAGACGAUACAUGAAGGAUAAAGGGCAAAUAGAUGGCCUAGUAACUAGCGCCAAAGGUGUCCCAGUGCGGUGCGUGGCACUAGAUGCGAAGGGGAAGAAGGUUGCUGUGGCUUCAGAUGAGUUAUCUGUGAAAUUGGUCAAUAUGGAAGACAUAAUGCAAGUCACCCUGUUGGAGGGUCAUACUCGGGGUGUGCGGUCGGUGUCAUGGCAUCCGUCUGGGGAGCUUUUGACAACGUGUGGUGCAGACGGAAAGAUCAUUGCAUGGGAUGUGACCGAACCGACAGCUAAGGUUGUCAAGACUGUCGAAGGUAUAAUACCGACAGUGAUCGACUCUGCCGUGCCAGAGUUCCUACACAACUGUUCCGUAGUGUGGCACCCAUCAGGGCAAUACUUCUUUGCGGCGUCGAGGAACCACGAAAUUGUUACUAUCUCUCGGUCAAACUGGUCGAAGUCCGCUACUUACGACGACAAGGACGUUACCGGUGCUGUUACUGCAUUAGCUGUUUCUCCUAAUGGAGUGUACAUGGCAUCGGCUGUGCAGGGAAAAGUCCACAUCUGGUCGACGCAAACGCGGCGAAUUAUCGCAUCUCAUCCUGGGACCCCGGGUGCCAUCAUCACACAUAUUUGCUUUUCACCAGUCCGAAAUCUAGUCGCAUGGACCGACUCCGAGGGUGUUUUCUUUCGAUGGCAAGAUGUCAUCCCCGGUACAAUGCCUAGCCCUGUAACUUCGUCCAAUGCCGCAACGGCGACAGUGACAACGAAGAAGGUUCCAGAGUCCCUCUCCUUAUUUGGAGAUGACAAUGCCAUAGACAGGGUGCUUGAUGGAGGAGCCAUUGAUGAGGAUGAAGGCACGGCGGAUGUGGAUGACUGGAUAAUUGAUGAUUUGGGUGGAGGCAUCGCCGACGAGCCAGAAGGUGCCAAGGAGUCGAAUGGAUAUGUCAAGGAGAUGGCAUAUAAUAUGAUCGGCGUAAUAGAAGUCACAGACCAAGAUACGCAUCAUAUCGUCAACGUUGAAUUUUUCGACCGAUCUAUGAGGAAGAGUUAUCACUUUACUGACCACUACAAAUACGAUAUGGGAUGCCUGGAGAAUGAUCAUCCCUCCCAAGUUCUGUACAAACCCUAUGGUACUUGGGCCGCCCAAAGCGAGUGGACGUACCCUCUCAAACGAACGGAUACCCGGGUCUUGGGUAUCACAGCUGGCGCAGCGAUGCCGACGCGCAGCCUCCGUGACAAUACCAACGAUGAUCUCCAAGGGCUUGGAAAUGUCGUUAUCGCUACAAGCGAAGGGGACUUGACGUUCUUGAGUGGAAGUGGGCUCGAGCGUCGUAUCUUAGGCCUUGGUGGGGACUUUGUUUCGAUGGUAGCCGCCGCGGAGUGGGUAUUCGUGGUCCACAGGGCUGGCUCGACGACAAUAGACGGCUCUCAGAACUUGUCAUAUUCUCUCGUCAACUUCGACGAUUUCAGUGUCCGCCAGAGGGAUGUCCUCCCAAUUCCUAAAGGGCACCGCUUGACAUGGGUCGGCAUUACCAGCGAAGGAGCCCCAGCCAUAUAUGAUACGACCGGGAGGGUCCACAUUCUGACGAAGUACCAGAUUCCUCAUCACGGCUCAUGGACGCGAAUUUUGGAUACGAACCUACUAGAACGAAGGAAGGGGAAAGACGAAUCGUACUGGCCUGUAGGUAUCAAUGGUAGCACGUUUAUGUGUUUGAUCUUGAAGGGACGGCAAGAAUUCCCAGGCUUUCCUAGACCGCUUGUCCAGGACAUCCCCAUUACUAUGCCUUUCCGUCGCGAGGAUGUGCUCAAUGAACAGGUAUAUCGUAACCUCAUGUUCCUCGAUAUGGCGUACGAUCAGCUUGAGGAUGAACUCACAACCCGUGAACUGUCCCAGCGAGAACUAACUAUCGACAAAGAAUUUGUCCAGCUCAUCCAAGAAUCCUGCAAGGCCGGAAACCUUCCCCGCGUCGUCGAGUUAGCCAAACUUCUCCACUUCCCCCACUCAAUCGACAUUGCCGUCAAGAUCGCGGAAUUCCACCGGUGCAUCGGGUUGAAAGAGAAGCUCCUUGUGCUCAAGGCUAGCCAGGGGGGCGAUGUCGAGACUCGACUCGAAGUGAUGAAGGAGAAACGGGAUUCGUGGCUGAAGAAGGAUCCUCCGCCGAGGAGGAAGAUGAUUGAAGAGUCCUCGACAGCGACAAGGGCUUUCCAAAAUUCUGCGCCGCCACCUGCCAUACAUAGGCCUGCCCUUGCGCCCGCUGCCAUAGCAGUGGAGCACACGCGAUUCUCCUCUGUUGCGCCAAGACCAGCGGCUCAACCGUCGUGGGACGAACCUCCUGCUAUAGGAUCGUCUAGCUCAUCAGAUGGCAAGCGAAAACGCGUCGAAGACAACCUCGAAUCAGAAGGAUUUGACUUCACGCCACCACCGCCUCCAAAACAGAAAACAAAUCCGUUUGCUCGAAAAGCGGAGACGGGGCGUAAUCCAUUCGCCAGGAAAGGUGAUCCUAGUAAGCCUGUUCAAAAAAGCGAAAGCUUCUUCGACAAAGUCGAUGCUGCGGAGUCGGGGAAACCCAAAAAACCCAAUGGCAAGGGAAAGGAAGCGAAGGAGAAAACUAAAAAGCUAGCUGGUCAACAAAAGACACUUGAUCAGUUGAAUGGUGUUGUGCGCCAGAAGGGAAAGGCGAAGGCGAACUCUACCGACACACAAACAGACACACAAACAGACACACAGUCGACCGACGUCACAAUGACUGAUGCAUUGGGCUCCGAAGCGACCAUGCCAGUCGACGAGUCGCAAGCAACUACCGACGAUCAGGAUGGGAAUUGGGAAACCGGUUCCGUCGAUUGGGACGAAACCCAACUCGUCGAGACACAAGACAAAACGACCUCGUAA
Molecule: messenger RNA, 3114 nt
Organism: Pleurotus ostreatus (oyster mushroom)
Lineage: Eukaryota; Fungi; Basidiomycota; Agaricomycetes; Agaricales; Pleurotaceae
Exons: 15
Coding region: 1-3114 (1037 amino acids)
Biological process (GO): mitotic cell cycle; DNA-templated DNA replication; DNA repair
Cellular component (GO): nuclear replication fork
Molecular function (GO): protein binding; chromatin binding
Source: RefSeq, a predicted model, not a curated record